GAGAUAGACUUUGAAUCAAAGUACAGUCUGGAGGGACUACGAAGAAACUACGGAGCUGGCACUUUAUUAAUCAGAAUGAAGAUCAUUUCUGUCUUCUGCUGUCUUCUCUAUGCUGCUGGGACAGAGGGUGCAGGCACCAAAGUAGAAGGAUUCGAGGGGGGAGAAGUGUCGUUCCAGUGUUCACACAGAUAUGCGUGGAAUAACAACAAAUACCUCUGCAAGGAUCCAUGUAAAGACAGACAAGAUGUACUGGCUACAGUACAAAAUGGUGGGAGGAUAACUCUGGUGGACUCGGGGGACGGAGUCUUCAUUGUGACCUUCAGUCACCUCCAGCUGUCCGACAUGGGGAGAUACUGGUGUGCAGUGGAAAGAUUUGGUUUUGAUACAUUCACUGAAGUGCAGGUUACUGUACAGAAAGCAGUUGCAGUUGUGACCACAACUGCCAUAUCUCCCACAUGGACGUAUCCUAAUACCUUAGCAGAAUUAACACCUGGAACCAGUAUGCCUGCAAACCUUUGGACAGCUUCAAACAACACCAAUGGCGGAAAAAAGAACAGCAGCACAGGCACCGCGUUGUACGCUACAGUCGGGGCUGUUGCCAUGCUCGCUAUUUUGAUGCUGGCAAUAAUCAUCGGGAAACGCAGAGUAAAGUUAAAACGUCAACCACAAGUUUGCUCCAACAUCACAGACCUCGUCAGAGCCGAUGAAAGCGAGGCUGACUGUGAGUACGAUGAUAUUGGCGAGGACGUGCAGUCGACUAUCCAAAGCACGAUGUCGAAUGUAGCGCACCCCUUCACAUUUAUGAAAACAUCUGUGGCUCCAAAGGCACUGAACAUCCAAGACACUCAGCUGCAAAUGUCCAAGACAAACGUGACAUCAGCUGUGGGAUCUACAUCAAACCACUUACAUCUGAAAGAACAGUUGAAGGCUGUCUUGGAAAACACACAAAUAAACCUACAGCAACUAAAAAUGCAAAAAGCAAACCCACACAGAGCUGUAAAAGCAAUGCAUCCACCUGUGAUUCCACUUUGCUUUGGUUUGGUUUGGAUGUCUCUGGGACAGUGUGAGGUGGAGACUUGUAUGGACACUGAUGUACAACUGAACUGUACCGCCUACGGUGCUUCUUCAGUUUUAUCCAACGGCUAUAAUUCACUUUAUAUAAAUGUGUAUUCUUUACAAAGGGAUUGGAGACAGGUUCUAUCUUUGCAUUGAUUUAGUCAUUAUGUGUGUGCCAAUAUAUUGACAAUUUGACUUUCAACUGUAAAAAGCAAUAAACGGAAUGUGUAUUUUUACUUUUGAAUAUUAUUUAGUUCAUACUACAGUCCUAGAAUGUAUUAAGCUGAAAUGUCUAUUGUUGAAAGAGUUGAGAUGAUUGUAACUGGAACACAACAGUGUUAAGUCAGCAUUAAGAUAUAUCUGUACCUUUAAAAUCAACAUGAAGGCCUCUGUGUAGUAUGUUAAAGCUCCUUACUUUGGCGACUCCUAGUGGUCAUAUUAAUAAAGACACUCUGGCCUGAAAACUGA
Molecule: messenger RNA, 1524 nt
Organism: Cyclopterus lumpus (lumpfish)
Lineage: Eukaryota; Metazoa; Chordata; Actinopteri; Perciformes; Cyclopteridae
Product: CMRF35-like molecule 9
Exons: 6
Coding region: 76-1212 (378 amino acids)
Source: RefSeq, a predicted model, not a curated record